Molecule: messenger RNA, 1763 nt
Organism: Nothobranchius furzeri (turquoise killifish)
Lineage: Eukaryota; Metazoa; Chordata; Actinopteri; Cyprinodontiformes; Nothobranchiidae
Gene: alg10
Product: ALG10 alpha-1,2-mannosyltransferase
Biological process (GO): protein N-linked glycosylation; dolichol-linked oligosaccharide biosynthetic process
Cellular component (GO): endoplasmic reticulum
Molecular function (GO): dolichyl pyrophosphate Glc2Man9GlcNAc2 alpha-1,2-glucosyltransferase activity
Source: RefSeq, a predicted model, not a curated record
CGCGAUAUAAAACAAUACAAUACUUAGUUUAGGAACAAACUAAUUGUUAAAUUUAGCUCCACCGUCCAACAUGGAGAAAUUUGAAGGGUACAUCUUCACUGCCCUCUGCAGCACCAACUUCUUGAUAUCCUGUUUGGUGUUUUCUAAAAUCACCCGAGAGCAGAGGGAGCCGUACAUGGACGAGAUCUUUCACAUUCCGCAAGCUCAGAAAUACUGCCAUGGGAAAUUUAACGAGUGGGACCCGAUGAUCACCACCCCACCAGGCCUUUACCUGAUCUCCGUGGGCAUCAUAAAGCCUGUGGUGUGGCUUGCCGACCUGACGGGUGACAUCGUAUGUUCUGCUACUAUGUUGCGCUUCAUCAACCUGCAUUUCAACUGUGGCAAUCUCUAUGUGAUCUACCUGCUCAUCUGCAAGCUGCACUUCAGGGAGAAGACAAGAACAACCUCUCGUCGAGUCCUAUCAGCGCUGUCUCUGUCCACCUUCCCUGUGCUCUAUUUCUUCAACUUUCUCUACUACACUGACGCCGGAUCGACCUUCUUCAUCCUCUUCGCGUACCUCAUGAUGCUCUACGGCUGCCACAAGUCCUCAGCGCUGCUCGGUGUCUGCUCCUUGCUGUUCCGUCAGACCAAUAUCAUCUGGGUGGCUUUCUGCGCAGGCACGCUGGUGGCCGCCAAAAUGGAUGAAGCCUGGAGGACAGAGCACACAAAAAAGAGGGAUGAGAAGUCUCUUCCCUCCCAAGUUCCACUGUCGUUUAGUGGAGCGAAGAAAGUAAUAUCCUUCGCUUUGGAGUUCUUCUGCUCGCCCAGUCACGUGAAGGCGGUGAUGCUGGUGGCCUGGCCCUAUGCGGCGGUGGGCGUCGGUUUUCUGGUGUUUGUGAUUCUGAAUGAUGGGAUAGUGGUUGGCGACAGGACGAGCCACGAAGCUUGCCUCAACUUCCCCCAGCUCUUCUAUUUCUUCUCUUUCUCCCUCUUCUUCUCUCUCCCUGUAUCGCUAAGUUACCAUCGCAUGCUCCGCUUCCUCCAGGCUCUGAGGAAACAGCCAUACAUCUUCCUCCUCAUCAUGGCCGUCUCUCUGCUCCUUGUGUGGAAGUUCACUUUUGUUCACAAGUACCUCCUCGCAGACAACCGCCACUUCCCCUUCUACGUAUGGAAAAAGGUUUUCCAGAGGCACGAAUUUGUGCGCUUCCUCCUUGUCCCCGCCUACGUCUUCGCCGGGUGGAACUUCCUGGACUCCUUUAAGUCGCGCUCUCUUCUCUGGAUGCUGGCGUACCUCGUGUGCCUUGUGGCCGCCACAGUUCCCCAGAAGCUCCUGGAGUUCAGAUACUUCAUCGUUCCGUACCUGAUGUAUCGUCUGCAUAUGCCCCUCCCAUCACUCCCUCGUCUCCUGCUGGAGUUCCUGCUGUACGCUGCCAUAAACACUGUCACCAUUUACAUUUUUAUCACCAAGACCUUCCAGUGGCCGGACAGCACGGCCACUCAGAGGUUCAUGUGGUAAAGAGGAGCUUCAAACACGAUGACCUAUAAACCUUCUGCAGUUUCUUAUGACUGUUUAGUUUUAAAAAUCCUAACUCAAGAUGAAUAAGAGACCAAAAAUGAUCACAGCCAUAUUGUAAAAAGUCUUUUGUUUUCAGGAUUCUGGAGUUCUUGAUUACUUUUGCCGCUGAAGAACACUGAUGGACUGAGUUCUUUGUAAUAAUAAGACUGUUUGAUUUACUGUUUCUGAUUUCUACUUGACCAGUUUGACAAAGCUAUGAGGAGCUGCC